Molecule: messenger RNA, 1152 nt
Organism: Cladophialophora yegresii CBS 114405
Lineage: Eukaryota; Fungi; Ascomycota; Eurotiomycetes; Chaetothyriales; Herpotrichiellaceae
Product: cysteine synthase
Exons: 2
Coding region: 1-1152 (383 amino acids)
Cellular component (GO): cytoplasm
Molecular function (GO): cysteine synthase activity
Source: RefSeq, a predicted model, not a curated record
AUGGCGAGCGCAUUAAGAACAUCAGUCCGACGCUUUGCGACCACGGCCGUGCGGGCAGCAGCUGCCGAGCCAACAGUCAAUGCGUAUGGGAUUCGCGUGUCGAAAGCUCAGGGCGUGGUAGACACGUUUGCCGGAGCUAUCGGCAACACUCCCCUCAUCCGCCUGAAGAAGCUCUCCGAACAGACUGGCUGCAACGUCCUAGGCAAAGCCGAGUUCCAAAAUCCUGGCGGCAGUGUGAAGGAUCGAGCCGCACUAUACGUCGUCAAAGAUGCUGAAGAACGCGGUCUGCUCAAGCCCGGCGGCACUGUUGUGGAAGGAACAGCCGGAAACACUGGUAUUGGCCUGGCCCAUGUGUGUCGAGCAAAAGGAUAUAACCUUGUGAUUUACAUGCCCAACACGCAAUCCCAAGGCAAGAUUGAUCUGUUGAGAUUGCUGGGCGCUGAAGUGUACCCUGUCCCGGCCGUCGCGUGGGAAAACCCAGAGAACUAUAACUGGCAAGCAAAACGGCAUGCCGAGAGAUUAUUGAAAGAAGAUCCCGAGCACGGCGCCGUGUGGACGAACCAGUUCGACAAUACUGCGAACCGGAGAGCGCAUAUUGAGACCACAGGACCGGAGAUCUGGGCGCAAACAGAUGGGAAGCUCGAUGCGUUUACCUGCGCAACCGGGACGGGUGGAACGCUUGCUGGUGUGACUCGCUUUCUGAAGGAUGUCAGCAACGGAUCGGUCAAAUCAUUCCUGGCAGAUCCCCCGGGAUCGGUAUUGCACUCAUAUAUCCAAUCCGGUGGGCAAUUGAAGGAACGAUCCGGCGGUAGUAUAACCGAAGGGAUCGGUCAAGGUCGCGUCACUGAUAAUCUGAAGCAAGAAGUCCAUGAACUUGACGGCUCAGUCAACAUCUCCGAUGAAAAGACCAUAGAGAUGGUCUAUCGCUGCCUCGAUGAGGAGGGUCUCUACCUCGGAGCAAGCAGCGCUUUGAACGUUGUUGCCGCAAAGGAAGUCGCUGAGAAGUUGGGUCCGAACCAUACAGUUGUCACUAUGCUAUGUGAUGGCGCGUACCGGUAUGCGGACAGACUGUUCAGUGACAAAUGGUUAAAGAGUAAGAAUUUGAGGGACGCGAUUCCGACGCAUCUGCAGAAGUACAUCGUUUUGCCAUGA